Molecule: messenger RNA, 546 nt
Organism: Maylandia zebra (zebra mbuna)
Lineage: Eukaryota; Metazoa; Chordata; Actinopteri; Cichliformes; Cichlidae
Product: collagen alpha-3(VI) chain-like
Source: RefSeq, a predicted model, not a curated record
UCGGUUGUUCAGUACAGCAGCGAUCCAGCCGUCCAGUUCUAUCUGAACACGUACACCACAAAAAGAGAGGUCCUUGACAGUGUCAGAGGUUUGAGGCACAAAGGCGGACGACCCCUCAACACUGGAGCAGCUCUCCGGUACUUGAGGGAUAACGUCUUCACGGCCUCUGCCGGAAGCAGGCGGCCAUCAGGAGUUCCGCAGGUCCUAAUAUUGAUCACUGGUGGAAGAUCAUUUGACAGUAUUGAUGAACCAGCCUCUGCUCUCAAACAGCUGGGUGUCUUGACCAUUGCAAUUGGAACCCGAGGCUCUGACCCCAGAGAACUUCAGACCAUAACUGGCGAGCCCAGUUAUGCUCUAUCUGUGUCUGAACUUACUGACCUACCCAAAGUGCAACAGCAACUUGAGUCCUCUGUGGAAGCUGCAGUUUUUGAAGUCACCCCAGAAUUACCAACCGUAAUUGCUUCACGUGACAGAAAAGAUAUUGUAUUCCUUCUGGAUGGUUCUGAUGGCACAAGGAAUGGCUUUCCUGCCAUGCGUGAUUUGUAG